Molecule: messenger RNA, 2006 nt
Organism: Cydia fagiglandana
Lineage: Eukaryota; Metazoa; Arthropoda; Insecta; Lepidoptera; Tortricidae
Gene: ScsbetaG
Product: succinate--CoA ligase [GDP-forming] subunit beta, mitochondrial
Exons: 4
Coding region: 195-1466 (423 amino acids)
Biological process (GO): tricarboxylic acid cycle; succinyl-CoA metabolic process
Cellular component (GO): mitochondrion; succinate-CoA ligase complex
Molecular function (GO): ATP binding; succinate-CoA ligase (GDP-forming) activity
Source: RefSeq, a predicted model, not a curated record
UCGGUUCUCGCUCCUCAAAGUAGAUAAGUUUCUCUCUGUAUACUCUUAUCUAUCUUUAACGCCGGCCGGAGACCCUACCUAUCUAUUGUGAUAACAUCAAAGUGAGGUAACAAUUGGCGUUAUUGCAGUGACCUCAUAAUCAGUACAUACCACCAACACAAAGGUUAGAAACAGGUGUACAAAGUUCGGUCACUAUGGCUGCGUUUAAAAACACCAAGAAUAUUAAACUUUUCACUUUUCUGGCGUCGAAAUGUAAUCCCCAAGUGAGCACAAGAAGAUUCCUGAACCUGCAAGAGUACCACAGCAAAGAUUUAUUAAGAAAGCAUCAGGUAUCAGUUCAGGACUUCCGUAUUAUUGAUACCAAUCUAGAUCCUAAGCCGCUCGGCGACUUUAAAGCUGAUGAGUACGUGGUGAAGGCUCAGAUCCUAGCCGGCGGGAGGGGCAAAGGUCAUUUCGAUAAUGGAUUUAAAGGGGGAGUUCAUUUGACCAAAAAUCCCAAAGAUAUAAUGGGCUUAGCAAAAAAUAUGUUAGGUCACAAAUUAAUAACCAAACAGACGCCAAAGGAAGGCAUAAAAGUUGAAAAAGUCAUGGUGGCCGAGAGUGUAAACAUCAAACGCGAGACAUACUUGAGCAUUAUAAUGGAUAGGAGUUUUAAUGGUGCAGCUUUGGUGGCAUCCCCAGCAGGUGGCAUGGAUAUAGAGGCUGUGGCUGAGAAGACGCCCCAUUUAGUUAAGACUGUGCCUAUUGACAUAUACGAGGGCAUUACUGAUAAAGUGGCAAAUGAGAUUGCAGGUUUCUUAGAGUUCAAAGGUGAUCUGAAGAAGAAAUGUGCUGAGGAGAUAAAAAAAAUGUGGCAAUUAUUUACAAAGGUGGAUGCAACCCAACUUGAAAUAAACCCUCUAGUGGAGACAGAUGAUGGUCGAGUGGUUGCUGUGGAUGCUAAGAUCAACUUUGAUGACAAUGCUCAAUUCAGGCAGCAAGAGAUAUUUGCUUUGGACGAUGAUUCGGAAUCAGAUCCUAGAGAGAAAGAAGCAGCUGCUCUCAACCUGACAUAUAUAGACAUGGACGGAAGCAUUGGGUGCAUGGUGAACGGGGCUGGUCUGGCCAUGGCCACUAUGGACCUGAUUGCACUGAGUGGUGGCCAGCCUGCUAAUUUCUUAGACCUUGGAGGAGGUGUGGGUCAAGCACAGGUCUCGGCAGCAUUGAGGAUUUUGGAGUCAGACCCAAAAGUGAAAGUUGUGUUUGUCAAUGUUCUUGCAGGCAUUGUGAACUGUGCCACAGUUGCUAACGGAAUUGUGGCAGCUUGCAAAGCAAACCCACCAAAGCAUCCCAUAGUCAUCAGGCUGCAAGGCACAAACUCAGAGGCGGCUAAGAAAAUCCUUGAGGAGUCCCGCUUGCCCCUGCACAUGAUUAAUGACGCAGACGAAGCUGCCCAAACCGCAGUGAGAUUAGCUAAGUCUAAGUAGAAAUGUAACCAAACUAACAAACGCAGCAACACUUCCAUCUUCAAUGUAAAGUGUUUGUCCUUAACCUUUUGGACGCCAAUGACCGAUAUAUCCGCACCGCAGGUUCAACGCCAAAGACCGAUUAAUCGGUCACAGAUCACAGAGCAACAUAGACCUACGUGCAUAUGCAUAAAGUUAAGUUCAGUUUUGACACUUGGGUGACGUGGCGUCCGAGUGACAGCUUUUGUGUUUGACACGGCGUCGAAAAGGUUAAAGAUGUGAAGUGAGCAACUUUAUGUUGAUGAACAUGGUGUUGGUGCAGUUCUUUUACAGGUUUUUAUGUUACAGGAAUUGUUAUGUUAAUCAUAGUUUAUGUUGUGAGAAUGUAUUACAUCAUUUAACCAAUAAAAAAUCACUCUGAAGACUGAUUUGCUAACACCAUACUAAAACUGUACAUAUGUUUUUGUUUUUCUUAAAAAUCAAUGAAAUUGUCUUCCAUGUACUUGCCUGUGUUUUUAUCUAUAUCACCCGAUGUAAGAAAAUUAGAGUUGUUAUUGGAAU